Molecule: messenger RNA, 2479 nt
Organism: Amoebophrya sp. A25
Lineage: Eukaryota; Dinophyceae; Syndiniales; Amoebophryaceae
Source: the annotation of a GenBank genome assembly
AUGGCCUUCUGUCUCAGACAGAGCACUACGACCAGUACAACGACAAUUCUAUAUGCUGGAGGCGCAAGGCCGGAUCAGGAAGCCGUAAAUGACUUCCUGCAGAGUGACGAGGCGACGGAGGCCAUUCACAGAGCGCUGGCUGAGGCAGUGAAGCAUUUUGGCCUUUCUAUCGAACUGCAGGCCCAUCACAUUGUCCAGCUGACUGUUCGAGGCAACGAUCCUCACAGGGUGGACUACGACGACCCAGAAGAUGAUAAGAACUUCAUUGGUUUGGUACAUUUUGUCUUGCGUUUGCCCAGUGCAGAGGCUGCGGCUUUGUCGCAGUACCUGAACGUGAAUUUGACCAACACAGCCUCGACGAGUGUGUUCACGGAUAUUUUGGGCGAAAAAUUGAGUGCGGAAUUCCUGGUAGCCGCCACAGACUUCUUUGCGAUUCGUGCGGCACACGCUGACGGUUCCAGAAUCGUUAGUCUCUUAAGGCAUCUCAGGUAAUCCAUCUCCAGAAGCAUCCUGAUCUUGGGAUCUUGCUCUAUUAAUAAGGGAAAGAUAUUAGCCCAGGAUCGAUGGCUUUCAUCAAGAUGGAUUCCGGGAAGAUCUAAGUCUCGAAGUUGCGGGAGUAGCAGUCGAGGAUAUCGAAGUUGACGUGGGUUUUCCUGUCUUCAAGUUCGAGGAGAAAGCUUGGUACCAUCUCGGCUGCCCUUAUAUUCCGGAAGCCGAAAGGAGAGUCGCACUGAAUAGUACUAAUCAGAUCUUAGCGGAUAUGGUGAAAUUUGGCGGAGACGAGGUCACCGGAAAAGGUGGCAUUCGAGGUCUCUUCCUUCGUUGUGCAGAAGCAGGCGACGAAGGCAUUCCAGGCAAUUUUUUGCCUCAGUCGGGCUUCUUUCUUAAGGCGAGUUACUUGCGGGUUUUUUAUCAUAAGUACAUUAUGUAAUCAACAGCUCCUCAAGGUAGGUUUUGACUUAUCGGAACUCGCUCGCACUACAAAAAAAAAGCCUCAAGGCGUCAAAGUUGUAAAUUGCGCACCAGUUGUUCAAGUUGUUCAAGGUUGCAUAGCUGUUCUAGACUCAGCAAGUGCUUUUUUUAGACUCAACAAGUCACUCCUGGAGGCAGAUAAAAAAAAGAAGAAUAUGAGCGUAAACUUCGACCUCUCUAAUCUAUGCGUAGAACUAGAGGCAACCGAUUCCGAACAGUACAUCCCACCUCCGGAUCCAGAGGUUGGAAAUGCCACGGCUGAGCAAUAUACUCUCCGUUAUCGACACGAAUACAGAGACGGAACCGUGUCAAAUUUUGAGGGUGCCACUUAUCUUAAGGGCCGUUCAUCUUCAGGGAUUCCUAUUGUUCCAUCACAACAUCUUGUCCAGGAGGAUCUUGGGAUAGAUAACUAGCCCGAUCUUGGGAUUAUAGAUAAAAACCCUCCCUACUAGGGGUGGAGAUACGGGUUCAGGGUGUCUGUCACAAGCACAACAAGAAGAACGGACUACCUGCUAUCUAGGCGUCUAAUCAUCGUUUAGAUACGGGAGAAAGACUUUUCUUCCUUGCGGAAUUACAAAGUCUAGCCACUGCUACGGACCUGAGCAGAUACGACCGUCUUGUCCUGGAGCAUCCUACAAGAGCCCAUGGUGCCACGAGUGAGAGUCAGAAUUUGACAGCAUUCCUUGGAUGGCGUGGAGGCGUAAUGGAGAGGGAUCCUGCGAAUUUAUGGACUAGACUUUAGUUUUUCUGCAUUUUCAUCUCCUACUUUCUGUUCCUUCUGUCUUUUGACUCUUCUAACAAGAGACGGGAAGAGGUGUCCUUACGCAGGCAUUAUUACGACAGGGGACGAUGGACAUGCUCGAACUUUCAGGCUUGAAGGCGAUGUGGUGACUGAGGCCGUUUGUCGUCAGAAAUGUGAGGACAAUGGCGAUUGUGUAGCUUUUUCCGUAAAUUGGAAUGAGAACUAUGAAUAAGUAAGUACAAGAAAGCCAUCUUCUUCAGAAUCUUGUUCCCAUGUUUAAUGCGAAAACGGGAACAGAGAUGAGACUCAAGAUGGUUUUGCGGUAGCUUUAAGAUAAGUGGUGCAUCGGCUGCAAGGAAAGCCUGAGUGGUGCUUCUGGUGGCACUAUUGCGUACCGAAAGAAACGCCAUUUAUGUUGCGCUGGAGAAAGGCCCCUUUGACAGUCAAAGUUUGACUACUUCAUGGAUACAAUAUCAUGCGCAAUUAAAAUACUUAGUCUGGUUUGUGUCCUCGUGAAUCUAUGUUGUAUUCGAAAUCUUAGAAUAAGCGAGUAAAUUCGAGGAUAGUUUUUUACGUGGUUAUUUCAGUUUUUCGAAUAUUUAUUACUUAAGAAGUACGCAAACGCAACAUUUGUUCAUGAUCUAUCUUUCUCCUUGUUCUUCUAACUACUCCACAUGACCGCUAUUUUCGCCGUGACUAUGCCCUUGAUGGCAAAGCCUGUGGAAGUGACGACAAAGGUGUGGAACUGAGGUUGGCUGGCGCAAC